Triticum dicoccoides is the source of this 360-nucleotide messenger RNA. RefSeq names its product histidine-containing phosphotransfer protein 2-like. Gene Ontology annotation, molecular function: histidine phosphotransfer kinase activity; protein histidine kinase binding. The record is from RefSeq and is a predicted model, not a curated record. Lineage: Eukaryota; Viridiplantae; Streptophyta; Magnoliopsida; Poales; Poaceae. The transcript has 3 exons. Gene Ontology annotation, cellular component: nucleus; cytoplasm. Gene Ontology annotation, biological process: cytokinin-activated signaling pathway; phosphorelay signal transduction system; phosphorylation. The annotation marks the transcript as partial.
AGGCUCCGUGUGAGAGAGCCUCCGUGACCUGCCUGCACUCCUCUAUCCUCGUCCACUCCGCCAGCGGCAUCGAAUUCCAUCUCUGUGUUCGCUCUGUCCUCCCUUUGCCAUGUCGGCCGCCGAGCUAAGGAGCCAGCUUAACACGCGCGUCAGCUACAUGUACGCCAUGGGAAUUCUAGACGAGUACUACCAAGAGCUUCAGCCGCCGCAGGACGAGGGCUUCGUCCCCGAGGUCAUCAACAUGUUCCUCCACGAGGCCGACAUGAUGCUCAAUGACAUCACCAGCCUUCUGAACCUGCCCGUCGUCAACUUCGAAAUGGUGGGCGAACUAGUGCACCAGCUCAAGGAGUACAGCGGCAG